UGUUUAAGGAAGGGAGCUCCAGAGAAAACAGAUCCAGUUCCUCAAUCCUGUGGCUCCGGAAGCUCAGCUUUGGGCUAACUUCCUUCUGAUAAAAUAAAUGACUAUGGACUGGAAGGAUCAGUCAUCCUUUGGAUGACAAGUCAGGAGGUCUGAAUUUUUGUUCUCGCUCAGCCACAAAUUAUUCAUGAGUCCUGAGACCCACUCUGUGUCCAGGACUCAGUUCCUCCGCCUAUAAAAUGUGGUUGCAUAGACAGUGAGGGUCUUUCCAGCUCUGAGUUCUGGCAGGCUUCAGCCGUCAACACUAAGCAAUGCCUUGUCCUGGAUGGAGGACGACCCUCAGAUGGGGCUGGGAUUCCCAUACCUCCCCGCUGUGAACAACACUCUCUGGCCCUUUGAUGACCCUGCUCACUCCCAACAACCCUGCCCCAUUGGGUUCAGCCUACCCCUCAGCUGGACAGUGCUCUGUGGGCAGUGUGAAUCCUCGGCGGACUCCCUAACACCCCUCCCUUGUCUCUUUCAUCUCCAGUCUCCCACCGGCGGAGCAGGAAUAAACUUUCCCAGCUAAGUUAGACGGAUGGUCCACAGUAGCCUGUCGUGCUGCCCUUCUCCUGCCUCCCCACCAACGCCCCUUUAUCAAGGGAGGUGUCUCUGUGUGGGGGGUAGGCUGGGGGUUAGAGCAUUUGGGUAGGGUUGGGGGUACCCUGCCUCUCAAGCAGGAAUGGUACCCCCGGGGAAGAAACCAGCUGGAGAGGCCUCCAACUCCAACAAGAAGUGCAAGCGUUACUUCAAUGAGCACUGGAAAGAGGAGUUUACCUGGCUGGACUUUGACUACGAGCGGAAGCUGAUGUUUUGCCUUGAGUGCCGCCAGGCCCUGGUACGGAACAAGCAUGGCAAAGCUGAGAACGCCUUCACCGUGGGCACCGACAACUUCCAGCGCCAUGCCUUGCUGCGCCAUGUGACCUCGGGGGCCCACCGCCAGGCUCUGGCUGUGAACCGGGGCCAGCCCACUUUUGAGGGCCAGGCUGAGGGAGGAGGGGCCUACCCAGGCCUGGCGACCACCCCUACCUCCAGGGACAUCAAGGUGGAGGUGGACCCGGCCAAAGUGGCUGUGUUGACCACAGUGUACUGCAUGGCCAAGGAGGACGUGCCUGACGACCGCUGCUCUGCCCUACUGGAGCUACAAAGGUUCAACCUGUGCCAGGCGCUGCUGGGCACGGAGCGUGGUGAUUACUACAGUCCCAGGAGGGUGAGGGACAUGCAGGUUGCCAUUGCCAGCGUCUUGCACACAGAGGCCUGCCAGUGCCUGAAGGCAUCCCCAUAUGUGGGGCUGGUGUUGGACAAGACCAGGGAUUGGCCUGAAUCCCACGGUCUGGCCUUGUUUGCCACUUCAGUGUCCCCCUGUGAUGGUCAACCUGCCACCACUUUCCUGGGCAGUGUGGAGCUACAGGAGGGUGAGGCUACUGCUGGCCAACUCCUGGACAUCCUGCAGGCCUUCGGUGUGUCUGCACCCAAGCUAGCCUGGCUCAGCUCAAGCCUCCCCAGGGACCGCCUAGGGAGCGUGGGGCUGCAGCUCCGGGCCACCUGCCCGCUGCUCACAGAACUACACUGCCUCCCAGGCCGGCCAGAUCCCGAGCCCCCUGCCUACCUAGCAGGCCCAGCAUCCAGUGCCCCCAGCCCCCUGCUGGCCUCCCUGCCCCUGCCCACCAGGCCUCUGCAGCCCCCGCUGGACUUCAAGCACUUGCUCGCCUUCCACUUCAAUGGCGCUGCCCCGCUCAGUCUCUUCCCCAACUUCAGCACGAUGGACCCGGUCCAGAAAGCUGUCAUCAGCCACACCUUUGGGGUCCCCUCCCCUUUGAAGAAGAAGCUCUUCAUUUCCUGUAACAUCUGUCACCUGAGGUUCAACUCAGCGAACCAGGCUGAAGCACAUUAUAAAGGUCACAAACAUGCCAGAAAACUCAAGGCUAUUGAAGCCGCCAAGAGCAAGCAGAGGCCCCAAACCCUGACCCAGGAUGGGACGCUGGUGUCCCCAACCCCCACUGUGGCUAGCGGAGCCCCUGAAGAGCUGCAGAGCAAAGUAGUUCCUGCAGACCCUCCUCCUGGCCCCCCACUCCAGCCACCACUGACUCCGGACUCCACACCCAGGGCGCCAGCGCAGUCAGACCUGUUGGAUGGUGCCUCCUCUUCCUCUUCUUCCUCCUGCCCCCCCUGCUCCCCAGAGCCUGGGACAGAGGCACCGGGGCCUGAGCCGGCAGCAGCUACUGUGGGAAGCAGUGUGAGUGGGGAAGGCAGGAGUGAGAAGGGGCGCCUCUACUGCCCCACGUGUAAGGUGACAGUGAACUCCGCCUCCCAGCUUCAGGCUCACAACACAGGAGCCAAGCACCGGUGGAUGGUAGAAGGUCAGCGAGGGGCUCCCCGAAGGGGCCGGGGCCGCCCAGUGCCCCGCGGAGGAGCUGGACACAAGGCCAAGAGAGUGACCGGGGGCCGGGGGGGCCGGCCAGGGCCCAGCCCCCCUUUCCACUGUGCUGUCUGUCAGCUCCAGGUCAAUUCAGAGACCCAACUCAAGCAGCACUUGAGCAGCAGGAGGCACAAAGACCGCCUGGCCGGGAAGCCCCCCAAACCCUCCAGCCAGCACAGCAAGCUGCAGAAGCACGCAGCGCUGGCUGUGAGUAUCCUCAAGUCUAAACUGGCCUUGCAGAAGCAACUCACCAAGACGCUGGCAGCCCGCUUCCUGCCCAGCCCGAUCCCCACUGCAGCUGCGGCCAUCUGUGCCCUGCCAGGGCCCCUGGCCCUUCGGCCUGCCCCUACCACAGCUACCACCCUCUUCCCAGCUCCAAUCCUGGGCCCAGCCCUGUUUCGAACCCCAGCGGGAGCUGUCCGCCCUGCCACGGGACCCAUCCUCUUUGCCCCCUAUUAGCCCUCCUAGGGAGGCCAGAGCUGACUUCCCAGCAGUGACUUUCCCCACCCUCCUCUCCCCAAGUUGCCUCGGUUCCUACAUCCUACAGGGGACUUUUUUAUAGCCUAGGUUUCCUGACCAAUCUAGGAAGAGCUAGGCUAGUUUUAAGGACGACUGCCCUUCACUCUAUCUCAUUGGGGAUUCAGUACCCCCUGGCCCAAGGGCCAUCCCCACCCUCAUUUCCCCAGCCUUGUAGGGCUAGUCCUGGGCUCCCCUGCAUUUCCAGCCUGAUUUACAGGGAGCAAACUGAGAAAUCCCAAAGAUCUAUGCAAAACCCUAGCCUCAGCCCCAUGGUGCUUUCAUUUCCCUCACUCAAGACCUAUACCCACAUGGCCAAAGUUCCUAGAAAUCUUAACUUUUAGCCUGGGGUUGUCUGUGACUGACCUCUGCUCCCAUGUUCUGGGGAGGCCCUCCCCAUUCACUGGAGUCUCUGGAGAAUGACGAGAUGAGGAGUGGGCUCUCAAGCUAGUCAGUUCAACACAAUCUGGACAAGAUGACCAUGGGGGUGUGGUGGGACUGGAAGAGAAAGGGACCCGUGCUGAGGUGGGGCACAGCCACGGCAGGGGCUGGUGCUGAAGCUUUUGGUGGUCAUAUACUCCAAAGGGAUAGGGCUAGGACAGGGGUGGUGAUGAUGUUCUGGCUGGGUUGUUUUAAUUGAGGAAGUGAUCAAUCCCCUCUUAGCCUUUUACUGAUUUCUCCUGAACCCCAGCUCUGGGGUCCGGGGUACUGGGUCUCCCUCAGACUAUGGAUCCAGUUAACACUGAAUCCCUGCAGGGCUCCCAAAUGCAGAGCUUUCCUCUCUAGCUCUUCAGCUGGUCGCUAGCACUUAAUCCAGCUUUCCCUCCUCCCAACCAGCAUCCCAAGCCUCCCUCACUGUGAAGCUGAGUGUUGGGAUCCAGUCUGAUAACCACAGACACAUUUUCAUGCUGUCAAAAUUAAUGUCACAACCUCCAUCCUACCCCAGUACAGCUCCCCUCACCCCACAAUAUGGGACUUUGCCAGUAUCCACCUGUAUCUUUUCUUUUUUAAAGGUAUUUCCAAUGGGAGAAUAAGGGAGGAGUGGGAGGGAAACUUUUUGAUAACAGUUGUGGUUUUAUUGUGUCCAAUGCAUCAAUAAAUGAACUUUAAGCCCAA
Molecule: messenger RNA, 4087 nt
Organism: Miniopterus natalensis
Lineage: Eukaryota; Metazoa; Chordata; Mammalia; Chiroptera; Miniopteridae
Source: RefSeq, a predicted model, not a curated record